Messenger RNA from Polychytrium aggregatum, 564 nucleotides. Its product is annotated as flavoprotein. Gene Ontology annotation, molecular function: phosphopantothenoylcysteine decarboxylase activity; FMN binding. NCBI's taxonomy places the organism in Eukaryota, Fungi, Chytridiomycota, Chytridiomycetes, Polychytriales. The transcript is spliced from 5 exons. Bases 1 to 564 code for a protein of 187 amino acids. Gene Ontology annotation, biological process: coenzyme A biosynthetic process. Gene Ontology annotation, cellular component: phosphopantothenoylcysteine decarboxylase complex. The record is from RefSeq and is a predicted model, not a curated record.
AUGCUACAGAAGAAGAGGAUCCUAAUCGGCACCACAGGCUCCGUGGCAUCCGUCAAGUUGCCCAUGCUGAUCAACGAGCUGCGGAAAAUCUUUGGCGACUUUGUUGAAAUCCGGGUCGUGGCCACCACUCCGUCGCUCCAUUUCUUCAAAAAAGAAGACAUCUCUGUCCCUGUGGUGACCGAUGUGGAUGAAUGGAAUGCGUGGAGUCAGAUGGGCGACCCCGUGUUGCACAUUGAACUUCGGAACUGGGCCGACAUCAUGGUUGUGGCCCCGCUGGAUGCCAACACCCUUGCCAAACUGGCGGCUGGAAUAUGCGACAAUCUGCUGACAUGCACUUUGCGAGCCUGGGAUCCCAGUCGACCGGUGGUGGUUUGUCCGGCUAUGAACACCCACAUGUGGACUCAUCCGUUCACUCAAAAGCAUCUGGAUGUUCUCGCAGCCGAAGCAAGCUACAUCAUUAUUCCACCGAUUACCAAGACUCUGGCGUGUGGCGAUACAGGCAUCGGUGCGAUGGAAAACGUCGACAGAGUCGCCCAGAGAAUCUACGAGAUCUUGGAAGGCUGA